AUGGGCAACUGCACCAAAACCCUUGGCAAGCGGCUCUCCAAGGUAGGGAGAAAAAGAUGGAGGGGUGGGGGGCCCCUCCCUCAUCCUCUGGAUGAAAUAGUCGAUGGCAAACAGUAUCCAUCUUUGCAGAAUUACUCAAUGCUGCAUGGCUUGGUGGGGCCAGCCUGCAUCUUCUUGCGUCAGAGCAUCGCCAUCUCAUUGAGCGACCGAAAGCUGCGAACAGAAGAAAUUGAAGAGCUCAAGGAGGCUUUUCGGGAAUUUGACAAAGAUCGUGAUGGCUACAUCAGUUAUAAGGACUUGGGAGAAUGUAUGCGAACCAUGGGCUACAUGCCUACUGAAAUGGAACUCAUAGAAUUAUCUCAACAAAUCACUGGAGGAAAAGUGGAUUUUGAUGACUUUGUGGAACUGAUGGGCCCUAAGCUGUUGGCGGAGACAGCAGACAUGAUUGGGGUUAAAGAGCUGCGGGAUGCUUUCAGAGAGGUGAGCUACAGUUAUAAGGAUGAGAGGUAG
Thamnophis sirtalis is the source of this 510-nucleotide messenger RNA. NCBI's taxonomy places the organism in Eukaryota, Metazoa, Chordata, Lepidosauria, Squamata, Natricidae. The record is from RefSeq and is a predicted model, not a curated record.